Messenger RNA from Eremothecium gossypii ATCC 10895, 699 nucleotides. RefSeq names its product N-terminal protein methyltransferase (gene TAE1). Gene Ontology annotation, biological process: N-terminal protein amino acid methylation. The record is from RefSeq and is marked provisional. Gene Ontology annotation, cellular component: cytoplasm. The coding region runs from base 1 to 699 and encodes 232 amino acids. Gene Ontology annotation, molecular function: N-terminal protein N-methyltransferase activity. Lineage: Eukaryota; Fungi; Ascomycota; Saccharomycetes; Saccharomycetales; Saccharomycetaceae. The transcript has a single exon.
AUGACAGAGAAGCCAGACUCGCAGAUCGACUACCAGGAAGCCAUCAGCUACUGGACCGGGGUCCCCGCCACCGUUGACGGCGUGCUAGGUGGCUACGGGCCAGAGACCCCAGUGCCGGCGAUGGACAUCCAUGGGUCUAUGAGCUUCUUGCGCAAGCUGAAGUCACGUAUGGUGCCAGCACCUGGGAUGCCUAGAUACAGCGUCGAUAUCGGUGCAGGCAUCGGCCGUGUCACUAAGGACUUGCUCGUGAAGGUCAGCGACAAGGUCGACCUUGUGGAGCCCGUGAAGCCUUUCGUUGAUAAGGCGCGUAUGGAGCUGGCGCACCUCGCAGACGAGGGCAAGCUGGGCGCUAUCUACGAAGUAGGCAUGCAAGACUGGACCCCAGAUCAGGGCAAGUACUGGCUCAUCUGGUGCCAGUGGUGUGUGGGCCAUCUCCCAGACGAGGAGUUUCUACGCUUCCUUGACCGUUGCGUACGCGGCCUGCAACCCAACGGUACCAUUAUCAUCAAGGAAAACAAUACCAUCGGCGAAGACGACUUUGAUCCGCAAGACAGCAGCGUCACCCGCACAGAUGACAAGUUCCGCGCCCUAUUUGCACAGGCCGGCAUGAAGCUCAUCGCCACCGACCGCCAGAAGGGCCUCCCGGCGGAGCUCUACCCAGUACGCAUGUACGCACUGAAGCCCGCUCAGUCUACGUAA